Molecule: messenger RNA, 491 nt
Organism: Protomyces lactucae-debilis
Lineage: Eukaryota; Fungi; Ascomycota; Taphrinomycetes; Taphrinales; Protomycetaceae
Product: DNA-directed RNA polymerase, subunit N/Rpb10
Exons: 3
Coding region: 50-268 (72 amino acids)
Biological process (GO): transcription by RNA polymerase II; transcription by RNA polymerase I; tRNA transcription by RNA polymerase III
Cellular component (GO): RNA polymerase I complex; RNA polymerase III complex; RNA polymerase II, core complex
Molecular function (GO): zinc ion binding; DNA binding; DNA-directed RNA polymerase activity
Source: RefSeq, a predicted model, not a curated record
UCUCUCUGCACUUCUCUCUUGUCGCGACUCUCUCUCUAACUCAUCGCAGAUGAUUAUUCCUGUCCGCUGCUUCUCAUGCGGCAAAGUAGUCGGUGAUAAAUGGGACGCCUACCUCAAACUCCUCGAAGAUGGUCGAGAAGAAGGCGACGCACUCACAACACUUGGGCUCAAGCGAUAUUGUUGUCGUCGUAUGGUUUUGACGCAUGUGGAUUUGAUUGAAAAGAUUCUGCACUAUAAUCCUUUAGAGAAGAAUGCGGAUCGUCGGUGAUGGCGCCGUGGUCACUGCGACUAUCGAGGCAGAAGAAUCAAGUGGGCUUUUGAGCAAAUCACAAUUGCAUUUCUACGAGCAACGACGAUGGCUACAGGAGAGCCAAGUCAAAAGCCUAUCCCACGUUGAGACGGAAAAUGUCGUUAAAGACGUAGAAGGAACCGCCUUCGGGCAUCAAAUGGAACACUUGGCUGUAUCGCUGUGGAUUUGUCUCUUCAUCAAU